Messenger RNA from Phycomyces blakesleeanus NRRL 1555(-), 1376 nucleotides. RefSeq lists its product as hypothetical. Gene Ontology annotation, biological process: exocytosis; intracellular protein transport; vesicle fusion. Bases 56 to 1129 code for a protein of 357 amino acids. The record is from RefSeq and is a predicted model, not a curated record. The transcript is spliced from 11 exons. Gene Ontology annotation, cellular component: plasma membrane; endomembrane system; SNARE complex. Gene Ontology annotation, molecular function: SNAP receptor activity; SNARE binding. Lineage: Eukaryota; Fungi; Mucoromycota; Mucoromycetes; Mucorales; Phycomycetaceae.
CAUAACCAUUUGCCCCAUUUCACUCCAUCCCAUUCAAUCUUCUCCCAUCCCUGCCAUGCAACAGAACUCGCGCUUUACGGUCACUAGAGAUCGUAUGUCCGAACUCAGAAAUACUUCUGAUAGUAAUGAAGAGUUUGGACCCCCUCGUAUUCCAGACGGUUAUCGUUCCUCGUCGCAGUUGAUCGGACGACAUAGAUUAAACGAAGAAGAAUUCGCCCAACCGAGAUCAUCAGUUGACUUGGGACAUCAAGGUCGUAAAACCGAGUCUUUUGAGAUGCAGACUAGAAGCCGUACAGUUUUGCCACCAGCUGAUCUCAGCACUACUGAUGGUUAUUUGACAGAGGUCAAUGUGCUCAGAGAAGCUAUCCGGGAUGUUAGCAACAAUAUUACCCUUAUUGGAGAACUUCAUAAUGCUUCAUUGGUCAGUAUCAAUGAGACACAGACUGCCCGAAGCUCUCAACAGCUCGAAGAGUUUGUCGCAGACACUUCUCGACAGAACAACAUCAUUAAGGCUAGAAUUAAAGCCAUGGAACAGAGCAACUUCAACCUCAAAAACAAUUCUGAUCUAAACAUCCGAAGGUCUCAUGUUGACAGCCUUAAAAAGGAAUUCGUAAGAGUUAUCCGUAGCUAUCAGGAUGUUGAGCGCACAUACUCGCAAAAGUACCGUCAGCGUAUCGAAAGACAAAUAAGAAUCGUGAAACCUGAUGUAACUAGCGAAGAGAUUGAUGCCGUAAUUGAAUCUGACCAGCAGAACACCAUAUUUGCCCAGAGUUUGAUGCAGUCUAGCCGUACUGGACAGGCACGCGCUGCCCUGAACGAGGUCCAGACACGCCACGAUGAUAUCAAGAAGAUUGAAAAAACUAUAAUUGAACUUCAACAAUUGUUCAUGGACAUGCAAAUGCUUGUUGAGAACCAGGGCCAAGUAAUUGACACAAUCGAACAACACGCAGAGACAACAACUGGUGACUUGGAACAAGGUGUCAAGCACAUUGACAAAGCAAUCAAAUAUGCUAUUUCCACCCGUGCCAAAAAAUGGUGCUGCUUUGUUAUUGCCAUUAUCCUUUGUGUGGUUAUUGCUAUCCUCGUCUGGUGGUUUGCAUUCGACCACAAGGGUGUCGGAGGAAACUAAGAACAUAAAAAUAAUAAUUAUAAUAACGAUAACGAUCACGAUAAUAAUACUACUAUAAUAUAGCAAAGCGGGAGGCAACUUAUUUCUAUCAUUACCACGUACACCUCCCGCACAGUAGCAAAUGUUCCCAAGCAGAUCAAAUUCCAUUUUAUCUGUUAAAACCUUCUCUCUCUCUCACUAUCUUUCACUAUCUAUUUCUUUAUACCUCUUUGUUAACUCUUAUAAUAUGCUAAAUUACGUACCAUCU